AUGUUACGAUGGUUCCACGUGGAAGACGAGAAAACAUUCCUGUUUGGAAUUCGAUUUCGAAAUAGAAAACUAGUUACUUUCUUCGCUUUAAUUCAAUUGGUAGUUGCUUGUGUUUCAUUUGCUCAACAUAUAUAUUCAGUUGCGCUUUUUAAUAAGAUAUUCUACUGUUCAUUCAACGAAACUCGUUCGAAUACAGGUCAUUUUCUCUCUCACGACGUCAUUAUUUUCGACUUUGGUCUCUUUCACGAAUUAAUUAAUGUUCAAGAAUGCAUCGCUAAUUAUUUAGACGGUGGAUACAUGAGGUGUUUAUGGUGCUUUACUCAAAUGAUUGCAUUGGCAUUAACCAUUUGGACAACACUAUGUAUUCCAAAACCUCAUCCAUUACUUCUCUGGCCUAUGCUCAUUAUUCAGAACGCCUAUUGUUUUGGAUUAGUGAUUCUGACGAUAGCAACAGCUGAUAAGCUGCUCGUUGCUCUAUUCCAUCCAGUGAAUGCUCAUCUCAAUCUAAUGAUUCUAUAUUUCGCCGUCGGAACAUCUAUAAAUCAUUUCUUUGAUUAUAUUCUCUGGCACUAUUAUUGGUACGAAGAGUUCCAGUAUAUAGGUCGAACAGGGAAGCAUGUUAUUCCUUUUUGGGUUUAA
Messenger RNA from Caenorhabditis remanei, 639 nucleotides. RefSeq lists its product as uncharacterized. The transcript is spliced from 5 exons. The record is from RefSeq and is a predicted model, not a curated record. Bases 1 to 639 code for a protein of 212 amino acids. NCBI's taxonomy places the organism in Eukaryota, Metazoa, Nematoda, Chromadorea, Rhabditida, Rhabditidae.